AUGGCUGGAACACACGCGGGCCGCGGCAGCCCUGCCGGCAGCUUCGACGGCAAUGCCGAUGAAGCUGGGGGCGGCGCGCCUCUCUACGGCUGGUCUCCUGGUCGGCUGGCCUCGUUCGCGGCGGAAGAUGGCGAUUCUGCCCGCGAAAAAAACAACAAGAAGAUGCCGACUUCGGUCGGCACUGGUGAGCCUGCCGAUUCUGCAGGCCAUCAUCAUUAUCGUCACUCGGCGGGAAAUCAAAACCCGCGAGUUCCGUCGGACCGGGCGAUUGAAACCGCCAAGGUCUCGAUGCCUCCUCGGUCGGCCUCCAGGUCGACCACUCAGCCAACGACUGCGCCGAUUCGGCAGCCAUCGGGGCCUACCUCGGCAGCCACCUCGGUUGCGCCGCUUGCUCCUGCUUUCUCUGUCGCUCCCGGUCUCUCUCGUUCCGCCUACCCAGGCCCCAGAGUUGCGCCGUCGCAGCGUCAGUCGGGCCAGCCCACUCUCACCGGGGCUGCCGCUCCUCUCCCUUCCUCUGCUGCUGCGGGCGGUCUUCCCUCUCAGAUCGAGAGUCGCAUUGCCAUGGCUGGAUCGACGAUGGAUUCCGUCGCCAACGCAAUGAGAGCCAUGAGCCUCAAAGCGGCGGAUGAAGGCCUUCUUCCGGCCCAAAAGAAUCACCGAGACCAGACGUGCAAGCUGCAGGCGCGCAUCUGGGGGCUUCGCCAGGGCAUGUACCGCCAGCCGGCGGUGCCGACCGACUUCCUCGCCUCUUUCGACUACGAUCUCCAGGAACUCGUCGGCAACACCGUCAAGAUGGACCAGGCAGUCGACACGCUGGCGGCCGAGCUCAAGAACGCGCUGGCCGACCUGGACCGCGUCCGCGAGCUCGAGGCCACCAUUCAAGACCUGCGGCGCGAGGUAGAGGCGUGGAAGCAGCGCCACGCGGAGUGUAAACACGCGGCUACAACCAUGGCGGCACGGAACGAGGAAGACAUCAGGCGCAUCAAGCACCUCACGGAGCAGCUCCGCCAGAGCGAAUCCGCCAGAACGAUCCUCCAGCAGCAGGUGAACAACAAGCGCAAUCUGUGGCUGACACUACACGACGACCCCGACGAGCGAGCCGCCGCUCUCUCCAGCCUCACGCGCUCUGCCACGCCGCUCAGCGGCCAGACCCUCGCCGCGCCUCCGGGCCAGGGCUACAUGCCGAGCAUGAUGGGAUCGCGCCCUGGCAGUGCGGGCACGUUUUCCAGCGGCUUUCGCUCCGGCGGCAGCAGUGACCGCUCGGGCAGCAUUGCUCACCAGGGCUCCCGCGGCAGCCUUCACGGCGGCAACUUCCACUUCGGCGUCGCCCAGCCGUUCCAAGGGAUCCCGUCCUCCAGGUCUGCAUCGGCGGCGGCCUUCCACGGCCCGUCCCAGCCUUGGCGCCGGCCGUCGACGGCGACGCCAAUCACCGGCAGUGACCUCUCGAGCAUGGGUCCUGCCGGCGGUGCUGCUCCUUUGUCUCGUCCUCCGUCGGGCCUUCAUCGGGGGGCCCGGGUUCCCGCCACAGAGGAGACGGGCAGCCCCAAGGAACGCAAGCGCACCGUCCCCGUCUCGCUCGUGCGGGCCGACCCCAAGGACACCGAGAGCAUCGCGUGGGCCGAAGAGUUUGAGGGCUUCUUCGCGCUCGUCUACGGCUUCUGCUCGUCCUACUUCUACGACCUGCCGCAGAUGGCGCCCGACUGGAAGGCGCACAUCAUGUCCGAAGCCGACGGCGGCCUCUGGGACUACAUCUGCGGCAUCUGCCAGACGAACCAGGACCAGACGCCCGGCGACCACGCGCUGCGGCUGCUCCAGGACCCGGAGUCGCGCACGUACCUGCUGCAGCGGCUCCUCCUGCAGCACAUCGUCCUCAGCAUCUUCACCUACGAGGGCUGGAAGGACUACUCGGACGACAUUGACGACGAGAUGGAGCGGCUCGAGAAGGACCUCGCGGCCGUCAAGCCGACCAAGUCCCACGAGCGCCAGGCGAUCCUCGACCGGCGCGCGCGCCUGGUGGCCGAGAUGAGCGAGGGCAGCAACGCGGCGGCGUUCAAGAACUACAAGGUAACGCAGCACCACCAGCAGCUCAAGAGCAUGAUGGCGCCCUUCCUGCCGCGGCGCACCGGCAAGAACCACAACAUCACCAACGAGGCCUUCUUCGACCUGUACACCAUCACCACCACGGCCUGGGAGCUGUCGGCCAAGCUGUUCCGCUCGCGCCUGACCUUCCAGUGGACGUGGACCGACGUGGGCGUGCUCUUCACCGCCGACACGCAGGAGCCCGUCGACUGCCCCGUCGACCGCCUCCUGCUGCAGCACGAGCGCUGGCGCGUCAAGCUGUGCGCCACCCCGGCCGUCACCCUGCGCAACGACCAGGGCAUGACCAUCACCAUCAAGAACAUCCUCAAGGCAGGCGUGCUCCUCAUGCGCUAG
Thermothielavioides terrestris NRRL 8126 is the source of this 2433-nucleotide messenger RNA. RefSeq lists its product as uncharacterized. NCBI's taxonomy places the organism in Eukaryota, Fungi, Ascomycota, Sordariomycetes, Sordariales, Chaetomiaceae. The transcript is spliced from 4 exons. Bases 1 to 2433 code for a protein of 810 amino acids. The record is from RefSeq and is a predicted model, not a curated record.